AGGUUCAAAAGUUGAAAAUUGAACCCUAUUAAAGAUCUUACUGAUUGUAAUCUUUAUAUGUUCAUGAAAGAUCUUUUAGUAUUCUGAAGGAGAAUAGAUUACAGUAAAGAAAGGAUGAAGUUUGGAAAGGAAUUUGCUUCACAGAUGGUGCAGGAGUGGCAAGAAGCAUACAUGAACUACAAUUAUCUUAAAACUGUCUUGAAAGAUAUCAUACGUUUCAGGCCAAAGAACUCAUCAUCACCCAUUGCCUCGACUCCAAGAGGGUCAUUGAAGAGAAGGGUGUCACUGUACAGAGCCUUUAGUGGACUAACAAAUACAUACAACUGUCUCAAAGGCUCUCCAACAAAGGAGGAUGAAGUAAUUUUAGUGAGUGCACGUCAAGAUUCAGGGUCUUCCGAGGGGUGCUACCAGACUAUGUUCUUGAGGUCAUCGGAGGAAGGUGGAGAGUAUGAGCUUGUGUUCUUUAGGAGACUAGAUGAUGAGUUCAAUAAAGUUCUAAAGUUUUAUAAAGCUAGGGUGAAGGAUAUAGUGGAGGAGGCAGAGGAGUUGAAUAAACAAAUGGAUGCUCUAAUAGCUCUUCGGAUUAAGGUUGAUAAUGUUGCGGAAGGAUUAAGAGGUACCCAAGGGAUAGAUCUUGCAACCAAUGGUGGUGGCUCUGCUCCUCCAUCAUCCUCUCAAUUCAUCGAUACAAGAAAUCCAGGAAAUUUGGAGGUAAUUCAAGAAGUUGAGAUGAGCAGUGACAGAAAUUUGGAAGAUGGAACAGUACCAGCAAAUGAACCAAACAGCAGUAACCAUGGAAAAGAUGAUAAAAUGAAGGCACAAAUUCAAGGAUUUAGGCCAGCUUCUUUAGAUGUUCUAGAUCGUAUAAAGCUCAAUGUCGCACCUGAAACUCCUGUAUCCUCUUUGAAAUGCGUCUUCAUGAGUUCACAAUCCGACUUGUCAUUCAGUAAAGAGGAGCUGAGGAAAGCAGAAGAACAAAUUAGACAGGCUUUUAUUGAGUUCUACCAAAAGCUUCGACUCGUGAAAAGUUACUGCUUCUUGAAUCUAUUGGCAUUCUCUAAAAUCCUGAAGAAGUAUGACAAGAUCACAUCACGGAGCGCAUCAAAGUCUUACUUAGAGAUGGUAGAUAAAUCUUACUUUGGCAGCUCCGAUGAGGUUAAUAAGCUCAUAGAAAGAGUGGAGGCUACUUUCAUAAAGCACUUCUCAAAUGGAAAUCGUAGGAAAGGAAUCAAUAGAUUAAGGCCACAAGCUAAAAGAGAGAAGCACAAAAUAACAUUUUUCUUGGGUUUAUUCUCUGGCUGCUCAAUAGCCCUUGUAGUGGCUAUAAUUGUGCUUAUACAAGCAAGAGAUAUUCUUCAGCAUGAAGGGCGUGUGCAAUAUAUGGAAAACAUAUUUCCACUUUACAGCUUGUUCGGAUUCAUCAUCCUACACAUGUUGAUGUACUCUGGGAACAUAUACUUUUGGAGGCGUUUCCGAGUCAAUUAUGCUUUUGUAUUUGGCUUCAAGCAAGGGACAGAAUUGGGCUACAGGGAAGUCCUACUACUUGGUUCAGGUCUUGCAGUGCUCACAUUAGCUUGUGUACUCUCGAACUUAGACAUGGACAUGAAUCCAAGAACAAAAAGUUUCAAAGCAUUUACUGAAUUGGUCCCUUUAGGCCUUGUCAUUGUGGUGCUUCUUGUAAUAUUUUGUCCCUUCAACGUCAUCUACCGCUCAAGUCGCUUCUUCCUCAUCAAAUGUGCAUGGCACUGUCUUUGUGCUCCUCUCUUCAAGGUUACACUCCCAGAUUUCUUCUUGGCAGAUGAGCUUACUAGCCAGGUUCAGGCUUUCAGGAAUUUAGAAUUCUAUGUCUGCUACUAUGGUUGGGGGGACUUCAAGAGGAGAUCAAACGUGUGCCGUGAAAGCAAAAUCUUUCAAAUCUUCUAUAUCAUCGUUGCAGUUGUUCCUUAUUGGGCUCGCUUACUUCAAUGCCUUCGUCGGUUGUUUGAGGAGAAAGAUAAAAUGCAUGCUCUGAAUGGGCUCAAGUACUUUUCGACAAUUGUUGCAGUUGUCAUGAGGGCAGGAAAUGAUCUGAAUCCGGGAAUGACUUGGCAGAUCAUGGCUGCAACUAGUUCAGGAGUUGCUACAGUUGCAAACACAUACUGGGACAUUGUUAUUGAUUGGGGUCUCAUGCGACGCAAUUCCAAAAACCCCUGGUUGAGGGAUAAGCUUCUUAUAUCAAGCAAAACAGUGUACUUUGCAGCUAUAGUAGUGAAUGUGAUACUAAGGCUUGCGUGGAUGCAAUCAGUUCUAGGUUUUCAAGGGGCACCUUUCCUCCAUAGACAAGCCUUGAUAGCAAUUGUUGCAUGUUUGGAGAUCCUUCGCCGUGGAGUCUGGAAUUUCUUCAGGUUGGAGAAUGAGCACUUGAAUAACGUUGGAAGAUAUCGAGCGUUUAAGUCAGUUCCCUUACCUUUUAACUACGAUGAUUAUAACAAGAAUGUGUAAUCAUUGUGGCUCAGUUGGGCUGUUAAACGGUCCGGAUAGCUCUGCUCUUUUUUGACUCGCUCGGGCUUUGUUCGUUUUGUAAAAUGAGUCAAACUCGACAAAACCGCCACAUUCUCUCUCUCUCUCUCUCUCUUUCUCUGUAAAACCCCUCUCCCAUUGCCAUCUUUUCCCAGGCUCCCACAAUCUUACUCCAAAAACCACCGGUCCACCACCAGGUCCAAAUACAGUGUGCAACCAUCAACACACUCUCUUCGUGUCCCUCCUUCCCACUCUCUCUCACUAAGAAAUCUUACCCUUUGAAACCCUUGAAACCAGAUCCAAAUAUAUGUGUUUAUUUAUGUCCAAUGCUGGAGAGAUAGAAUUCUGGGAUGCUGGAAAGAAUGGUAUAAAGCAAAUGUAUAUUUUUUGGAAUUGUUUCUUUGUUUGAAGUAUCAGAUAAAUGUAGGAUUUGUUCACUGGUUGGUGGUGGCUAUAGAAUGCAACACCUGUUUCCAGUAUCAAAAUGUUUGAUAAUC
This is a messenger RNA of Ilex paraguariensis (yerba mate), 2996 nucleotides long. Lineage: Eukaryota; Viridiplantae; Streptophyta; Magnoliopsida; Aquifoliales; Aquifoliaceae. The record is from the annotation of a GenBank genome assembly.